Messenger RNA from Amblyraja radiata (thorny skate), 2555 nucleotides. Its product is annotated as glia maturation factor beta. Gene Ontology annotation, biological process: negative regulation of Arp2/3 complex-mediated actin nucleation; actin filament debranching. Gene Ontology annotation, molecular function: Arp2/3 complex binding; actin binding. The coding region runs from base 127 to 555 and encodes 142 amino acids. Gene Ontology annotation, cellular component: cortical actin cytoskeleton. Lineage: Eukaryota; Metazoa; Chordata; Chondrichthyes; Rajiformes; Rajidae. The transcript is spliced from 7 exons. The record is from RefSeq and is a predicted model, not a curated record.
AUGUCAUUGAAAGGAGGGACAUGAACCCAGUUGCUGAUUGGUUUCCUGUGCUCAUCACGAGGUUGCAGAGACCAGAAGGGAGAGCAGGAAUCGGGAUCAAGAAAGUGUCGGGAAGAGAACAGGAAAAUGAGCUGCCCAGUGAGUUUGUGCGGAGUCGACGAACAGCUGUUGGAAAAGAUUAAAAAAUUCCGUUUUCGCAAAGAGACAACAAAUGCGGCCCUCGUCAUGAAGAUCGAUCGUGAGCAACAGAUGGUGAUACUGGAUGAAGAGCAUGAGGAUAUUUCUCCAGAAGAACUCCAGAAUGAACUACCUGACCAACAACCUAGAUAUGUAGUUUAUAGCUACAGAUACAAACACAGUGAUGGAAGGAUUUCCUAUCCAAUGUGCUUUAUAUUCUUCAGUCCUGUGGGAUGCAAGCCAGAACAGCAGAUGAUCUAUGCUGGUAGCAAAAUUGGACUGGUGAAGGUAGCAGAUUUUAGCAAGGUGUUUGAAAUUCGAAAUACAGAAGAUUUCACUGAAGAGUGGCUUUGCAAAAAACUUGGAUUUUUCCAUUAGCAAAAUGUGACAGUAUUGCAUUUUACUUUAUGAAUUAAUAACAUGAGCUCAAAUUUCAAAUAUACAUAUAAACUGGAAAAUUAAAUGACUUUUAUACUCUUCGUUCCAAGCUGUAUCAGAUUUAAGCACUGUGAAAAUGUUGAAUGCGGUUGUCCAAGAAAAUGAACUUAUCAAGCAUUGAACCUUUUUCUGUUUGUGGCGUAAACCAGCAAAGUUAGACAAGACAUGGGGUCUUGUAUAUUAUUUUAUUACUUUUGGCUUGAUUAUGUGCGUGCAAAUUUCAUAACUGCUGGUUUGAUUUGGUUCAUUUCAAAACUUGAAGAAUAUUGAAAAGCCUGCUAUGUAAACGUACCCCCCUAAAUUGAUUAAUUGUAUUGGUUUCACUGUAAGCCCUUAACUUUUUGUGCAUUUACCUUUUGUGGCUUUUCUCCAUCACCACCCAUUUUCCAUAGUUUUUGUAUUCCCUUAUAUGACUUCACAAGACUUUUUAUAACCAGCAGUUAUCCUAACAGUUUCUCCUGUUGUUUUUAAAAAGAUUGAAAUGUUUGAGCAAAGUGACAAAACACAAUCUAAACCCACCUGGUGUUUCACUGCACUGUAGUAAAGCAUUAAAAGUCCCUCAAAAUGACCAUGGCCGGUGCCUCUGUCAGUGUCUAGUGAUUUAAUAUUUGAGGGAAAUUUAAGGUGCUUCUCCCAACAAAAGUCCCAUUCAGCAUUGCGAACAAAUUAAUUUUCCCAGAGAAGAAUGAAAGGUAUUUGUGUCUGCUUCUGGAACUUAAUUAUGAAAGUAAAGUGUUUGCUGUAUUGCCAAUUGGUUUUCUCUUAAAGGAGCACUUUAAAAAAAAAAAGACAAUUUGUUUAAGAUUAUAAUCCCUUCUGGAACACAUCUCCAAUUCUUAUUAGCAUGUUUUAAAAUGUUAAAUUUAGUCAAAUUCUACUGAAUGGAAAAUAAUAGUUGCAAGAAUAAAUGUUUUCAGUGGAUGUUUAGUUCAUGUUUGAGACCAUCACCGGUCAUAUUCCUGUUGAUAUAUGUUCUAAAGAUGUUACUAAAUGUUCACCUUUUUAACUUAACAUUCUGCUCCUUCUGUUAUCUGAUGAAUACAAUUUAAAAAGAUUGUCUACAUUAGGGUACUAGUAUUGAUUUAAUCUCUUGUUUGAGUUUCAGAUAAUUCUAGUUGCAUCUUGAUUUGAAUAAUUUGUAAUUGGUUAAUUGGGUUUUGUUUUUACAAUGAAAUCUUAAAUUCCAUUUGUUAUAUGCAGCGUAAAUUAUAAAGUUUAUGCUUUCAGUGCUUGAGUUGAUUAGGCAUGUGCCUGUACCUCAUGUAUUGCAAUAGCAAUUGUUAUGAUGCUAUGGCAUGCUUCCCAUGGAAGCUGCAAAUAUAAUUUCAUUAUAUUUGGUUAAAAGCAAUUUGGAGACUUGCAAAAAUGUUCAAACUACAAUUAACAUCUGAAUCUUGGCAAGUAACUUUCACACAAUCUCUUUCUUACUUUUUUCUAAUGAGUAUUCCAAAAUGCACACAGCUGAAAAAUGUAUGCCUUGUUCUAAAUCCACACUGGCGAUUUUAACACUUGUGGUGCUGUUUUUAUUUUGCACAGCAUAUUUUUAAGAUACUUUUUUUGAUACACCUGAUGCAUUUUGUCGUUGCAUGACUAAUUCAUAACAUAUGAAAAUAGAAUUAAUGACUGCUCACUCCUUGCAAUGCUUUCCUAAAACUAAUACUCAAACUAUUGUUAAAUGUCGAAUGCACUUGCAUGAUGGCCUUUUAUAUUGUAGCAAAUUUGAGCAUUUUUCAUUGAUUAAUCAUAUUAGUUAUCCAUUCAUGCCUUUAUUGCAUCAGGAUUUUGCCAUGGUAAUGUAACCUGCCACCUCUAUGAAAUUAGGUUUGUAGAACUCUGCAAGCCCUAUCCCAAUUCUCUUAAAGUACCAUUCACAGCUGACCUAUAUUGGCUUCCAAUAUAGCAACACUACAAUAUUACAAUUAUCUUCCUUGUUUUAAAAA